AUGUACAUCUUUGAAAAACCCGCUCUCACUGGACGAAUUGCUCGGUGGCAGAUUCUACUAUCGGAAUUUGACAUUGUUUAUGUCACUCAAAAGGCGAUAAAGGGGAGUGCCUUGGCAGAUUACCUGGCUCAACAACCCAUCAACGACUAUCAGCCUAUGCAUCCAGAAUUCCCAGAUGAGGACAUUGUGACCUUGUUUGAGGAGGAAGUAGAGGAUGAAGAUAGGGACAAAUGGAUUGUAUGGUUCGACAGCGCGUCUAAUGCACUAGGCCAUGGAGUUGGGGCGGUUUUGGUUUCCCCCAACGAACAAUAUAUACCUUUCACAGCUAGGUUGGGUUUUGACUGCACAAACAACAUAGCUGAGUAUGAGGCAUGCGCCCUUGGGAUCCAAUCGGCAAUUGACUUCAAGGUCAAGUUGCUCAAGGUAUAUGGGGACUCAGCCUUGGUAAUCCACCAAUUGAUAGGGGAAUGGGAGACCAGGGAUCAUAUGUUGGUGCCCUACCAGGCCUGCAUCAGGAAGAUGAUAGAAUUCUUUGAUGACAUAUCCUUUCAUCACAUUCCCAUAGAGGAGAAUCAGAUAGCCGAUGCCCUUGCCACUCUAGCAUCCAUGUUCCAACUAACCCCGCACGGGGAUUUGUCGUACAUCGAAUUCAAAUGUCGUGGCAAGUUUGCAUAUUGCUGCUUGAUAGAAGAAAAGUAG
Glycine soja is the source of this 699-nucleotide messenger RNA. RefSeq lists its product as uncharacterized. The record is from RefSeq and is a predicted model, not a curated record. Bases 1 to 699 code for a protein of 232 amino acids. NCBI's taxonomy places the organism in Eukaryota, Viridiplantae, Streptophyta, Magnoliopsida, Fabales, Fabaceae. Gene Ontology annotation, molecular function: RNA-DNA hybrid ribonuclease activity; nucleic acid binding. The transcript has a single exon.